Pochonia chlamydosporia 170 is the source of this 1692-nucleotide messenger RNA. RefSeq names its product MFS transporter. The transcript has 4 exons. NCBI's taxonomy places the organism in Eukaryota, Fungi, Ascomycota, Sordariomycetes, Hypocreales, Clavicipitaceae. The coding region runs from base 1 to 1692 and encodes 563 amino acids. The record is from RefSeq and is a predicted model, not a curated record. Gene Ontology annotation, biological process: transmembrane transport. Gene Ontology annotation, molecular function: transmembrane transporter activity.
AUGGCCACUCCCAAAACAGCCUCCUCUCGCCUGCGCAAGAUCAUAGAUGAUUCUCAGCCCGAAUUUGCAAUGUUUGAGCAUAGAACUGAGAGUGCCUCAUCUGCGGAUAAUGGUCGCGAGAUACAAUUCCCAGAGAAGAAGAACGGUGUAAUUAGUCUAAUUCCUAUGCCUACAUCCAAUCCGAGAGAUCCGCUUAACCUCCCGAAUUGGCGCAAGAUGGCGGCCAUUCUGAUCCUCUGUCUUUUUGGUUCCAUGGCUGCUGCUGCGGAAUUAAUUUUGGGCGCCAUGCUACCGAUUUUUAGUUUUGAGUACGCCGGCCUCGAUCCGAAGCUGUUAGUCCAUAUACACCUGCCAGAGGGCACGAACGGCCUUGCCGCCCUUGCUUUAUUCCCUGGACCACCUAUUUGGGAGAUAUAUCUGCUGGCCUCUGCCCCGAUCCUUAUGAUUGGGAUAGCUAACUUCUUUCUCGUCCCUCUUUCCAUUGCCCUUGGUCGCCGCAGCAUCCUCCUAACGACAGGCAUUAUCGCGUUGGCCGGCUGUGUAGGAUCCGGCUUUAGCGUCAACCUAGGAACCCAUCUGGCGUGUCGAGUUAUUCAAGCACUUGGUGCUGGAACUGUUGAGAGUCUAAUACCGUUUAUUAUCCAGGAUAUGGUAUUUUACCACCAGAGAAAUGCGGCUAUAAGUGUGGUGUUUGCGACACAGGGUCUUGUCAUUGUUACACUAGGUGUCGCCUCUCCGUAUAUUAUUGGUCAUACAAGCUGGAGGCUGCUCUACUAUGUCACUGCUGGUGCCGGACUUGUGUUUUGGGUUGCCAUGUUCUUCCUUCUUCCUGAAACGAAGUUUGUGCGCUCACAAGAUGAGAGUAAGGGGAUCCCUGCUGUCCCACUUCGACCCGGCCAGCGUCGUCCAGAUAUCGACUACGAGACCUAUCCAGCGCGUUCUUGGAAGGAAGAUCUCAAGCUAUAUGAGGGGAAGCCUGACUGGAAUGACGGCCUAGUAGCCAUCUGGGACUGUAUACGCACUUUCUUCUACCCGCAUUUAUUCUUCAUUACCAUGCUCAAUUCUGCAGUUAUAGCUGUUGCUCUUGCUGCAGGAUAUACCAUCGCCCCGCAACUUCUCACAGCACCUUGGAGCUGGCCAUUUUAUCAUCUCGGCUUCUGUUUGUUUCCCAUUAUAGUAGCCGCAGGUGCUUCUUUUGUCGUCUCUGGUUGGGGUGCCGACCUUGUCGCCAACUGGUUUGCCAAGAAACAUGGCAGACGCAGUCCCGAAGUACAGCUUCUUAAUCUCAUAAUUCCUUGUGUGGUUGGCCUCAUCGGCUGCCUCCUUUUUGGCUUUGCGGGCGAUGAUCCAGCAAAAUAUCAUUGGAUGGUAUUCCUUCUCGGUCUAGCCAUGAUUGCCUUUGCCUUUCUUGCCACCAAUACUAUCGGCAUUGUUUACGUGCUUGAGUCCGCCCCCGAACUAACAGGUCCCUCACUGGUCAAUAUUGCUUCGUUUCGCUGCAUUAUUGCAUUUGUGCUUUCUUUCCGUGUCUCGGAAUGGGUUGCUGAACUGGGAUACCUGAAGACAUUUGUCAUGUACGCUGGAAUUCUAGGAGCUUUUAUUCUGUUUAUUCCUGUCGUAUAUAUUUGGGGCGGAGGAUGGCGUAAACGAUUCCCCGCAUCACCCAAAGGACGUGCUAACCGGCGGUCAUAA